GCACGUGAAAGCCAGGAUCUGGGACACCCACGAGGGCUGCUUGGCUGAGGGCAACAGGAUCAGGACCCUCCCUGCCGGGGAUGGACUGCGGACACUCGGCCGAGAGCAGCGAGGAGAUUUCCAGCCCGGGGGCCGAGCCCGAUUCCUCUGCCGGCAGCAGCGCUUGCUGCCCGCCGCUGGCGGCCGCGCCGCGGGCCGCUCCCGGUGCCGCUCCCGGUGCCGCUCCCGGUGCCGGUGCCGCUCCCGGUGCCAGUGCCGCUCCCGGUGCCGCUCCCGCUCCGGGCCGCCCCGCCGCCGCCAACGCGGCCCGGGAGCGCAGCCGGGUGCAGACCCUGCGGCACGCCUUCCUCCAGCUGCAGAAGACCCUGCCCUCGGUGCCGCCCGACACCAAGCUCUCCAAGCUGGACGUGCUCCUCCUGGCCACCACCUACAUCGCGCACCUCACCCGCAGCCUGCAGGAUGAGGAGGAGACACCGGGAGAGGGCCUGGGCACCCUGCGAGGGGAUGGGUACCUGCACCCUGUCAAGAAGUGGCCCAUGCGUUCCAGGCUGUACAUUGGAGCCACGGGACAGUUUCUGACUCACUCGGCACAAGGAGACAGCGCAAACCAUGGGGAAACAUCAACAUCUUCACAGAUCUAACCUCCCUUCUUGCUUUGAAAAAAAUGGUUAUUUAUUACACCUUAUAUAAAUAUAUAUUUAAGUUAAAAAAACAGUAUCUACAGACAAACUGUAAUUGCUGAAAUGCUGUUUGUAGAGGAGAAGGAAUUGAUUCUGAAAUAUAAUUAAUACCUCAUUAAGUUAACGUGACACAUCAUUGGUUUCUGUCACUGCUGCCAUCUGAAUGAGGGGAGCUGGUGGUGACUGCAGCCAGCACCAAUCCCAGCAGCAGCAGCAGCCAAGAGCUGCCAGCAGAGUCAGGUAUCCUUGUCCUCUCUGGGACAAGUGCUGAGACAAAGGAGAGGAGGAGUUAUGUGCUAAUGGCCAAGUACAGGGCAAAACAGGCAACUGUAAUCCCACACAGACUUUCUCCACUGCUCAAAGCCGAUGCAGAAAUCCCCUGACCACAGCUGUCAGGUCAGGGCUCCAGCCAUCCGAGAGUCCUACGCGUUUGUAGCUAUUGCUGGGAGUAUGGAUGCAUGUUCAUGGAGUAAAAAUGUGCUGAAACCCAUCCCUCCUGCACAGAGUGCUGCAGUUUGGGCACUGCUUGUACCCACCCAGGACUGUGCUGCAUCUUACACAGGGCUCAGGCUGGGUUUGCUCCCCCGGCACAGCCACGUCUGCUCACCACACCACGGCUCAUUUCAUUUAAGGGGUUCACGUGCUGGAGCAGGUGAAUCCAAAGUGUUGGCUUGUUCACUUAAACAUCUGUAUUUCGGUAAGAAAAAAGUUGAAACUAAAUGCACAAAUGUCAUCCUUUCUAUCUGUUCUGUAAAACACUGUACUUCUCAUAUGGUUUGUUAUU
This is a messenger RNA of Melospiza georgiana, 1464 nucleotides long. RefSeq names its product transcription factor 24 (gene TCF24). The record is from RefSeq and is a predicted model, not a curated record. The transcript is spliced from 3 exons. NCBI's taxonomy places the organism in Eukaryota, Metazoa, Chordata, Aves, Passeriformes, Passerellidae. The coding region runs from base 81 to 641 and encodes 186 amino acids. Gene Ontology annotation, biological process: regulation of transcription by RNA polymerase II; developmental process. Gene Ontology annotation, molecular function: protein dimerization activity; DNA-binding transcription factor activity, RNA polymerase II-specific; RNA polymerase II transcription regulatory region sequence-specific DNA binding.